Volvox carteri f. nagariensis is the source of this 1680-nucleotide messenger RNA. RefSeq lists its product as uncharacterized. The coding region runs from base 1 to 1263 and encodes 420 amino acids. The record is from RefSeq and is a predicted model, not a curated record. The transcript has 9 exons. NCBI's taxonomy places the organism in Eukaryota, Viridiplantae, Chlorophyta, Chlorophyceae, Chlamydomonadales, Volvocaceae.
AUGUUUUCCGAUUAUACGUCUCCGUUUUCCCAGAAGAGGGACUGUGUUUACUAUGUGCCAUGGCUGUCGCUGAUCUCGUUUUUGCUUGUGCUUGCGGGGACAAUCACCUGGGGUGUUGGCACGUCCGCUGCCAUGAAAAACAUGAAUCUUAUGGUGGACGCCCUGCGAAUCAAUUUUGAACUGCAACUAAACACCGCUCAGGUGGUUGCGGUCCUUAUCAUUGCCGGUUGCUGUGUCCUGGCCGCGGGUAUGCUGGCCAUGAGCAGUGGCAGGUCCUGCACCGAGUACGCAGUCGAUAAACGGGGCGCACCGACCCGCGGGUCGCGUUUCUGGCUCGGAUUCUCCGCAGUCGUCACGGUACUCUGGUGGAUGGUCUUGGUACUGCUCAUGUUCGUCUUCUUCGUAUGCAUACUGUGGUACUCGCUUCAGCAGUUAGAGCAUUUGCAGGACCUGCACAUUAUCACCCGUGUCAAUAAGCCGUGGUUCGGAUUAAUGUUCGUCGUGACAAGUGUGCUGGAUGUGAUCGUCGAAACAGCCGAUGAUUUCGUAUCUUGGGGCAUCGAGUACCACAACGUUACCAAGGCCAUCCUGGAAGCCCAGCUAGGUCCUUUGCCCGACUACAUCGACACAAACACCUGCCCUCCGAACUGCCUCGACUUGGAUAUUGCUGCCUACUUCAUCGGGAGAGAGGCGUGCAUCUGCGGUGCGGGCGUGAUGGCGUCUGCAUAUGCCUACGCGGUCAAGGCCUCGAGCGCCACGGUGGCGGUGGCGGCCCGGCGCGAGAGGGCGCUGCUGCUACGGGUGCAGCGGGCGCUCGCUGCGAGCGGGGGUGGCUUCACGGGCGCAGCAGGAGUUCUGUCCUCGGACGCGCCUCAGCAGCCGGUUGCGGCGCCGGCGGGGGGACCAGGCAUCGAGCUCACUGCCGCCACGUACGGCGUUCAGCCGAAGUACGGCGAGGGGAUCUACGCUGACGUGGACAAGGUGCCGCUGCUGAAGAAUCCUCAGCAGGCUUACCCGCAGCCGUACCAGGAGCAAUUUCAGCAGCCGUACCAGCGACCGCAAGAGCAGUACCAAUACCAGGACCGGCCCGCGGUUGUUGUGGUUCAGCAGAGCGAUGUCCCUGCGGACAGUCAGGGGCGCCAGCCCGGCCAGGUCGUCGAGCCAAGCCGUGCCGAGCUGGCCUGGGUGGGCACCGACUACUUCUUGAUGGAAUUAGCAGUCCUCAAGGGAGCUAGGGAGGGCCCAGAGGCCAGCGGGAACUGAACGGGAUGCUUUUGUGGGCACGCCCAAUACCUAGCAAGUGCUUCCCGAAUAUGGUGACUGUGGAAACCCUAGGUGGUGCCUUUAUUUCGCGCUCGCUUGUUCGUUGAUGUGUGAGGAGUGCAUGGUAAACCGUCCCCCGGCGCGACGUUGUUGUCGAUUAUCGUGCCCAAUUCAUUAAAAGAUACCAAUUGAUAGGGUGCACCUUGCACCUAUUGCAGUGAAGAGGCUGAAUGUAGGCAGUGGUGCAGUUUACGUGCGCGUAGGAUGUGUACAGGCCUCUCACUGGCAGUGGCACGGGCCCUCUCGCUGUCACCAUGAUAGCCACGGGCCCGCCGUGCGCCGUGCCCAAGGCGCUCGGUACAGCAUCAGCCUCGGAGCGCGCUGAUCAACCUCCGACAGCCUGUGGGGAUGACAUGC